Messenger RNA from Phalacrocorax carbo (great cormorant), 10649 nucleotides. Lineage: Eukaryota; Metazoa; Chordata; Aves; Suliformes; Phalacrocoracidae. The record is from RefSeq and is a predicted model, not a curated record.
CGAGAGAGAUUAAGUGUGAGAGAAGGGGGGGCAGAAAGCGAGACGGAGCAGCUGAGGAGGAUCCCAGAGACCCAGUACUGAUCCCACAGCCGAGCACCGACUGCAGAAAGGACUCGGGAGAGCUGCAGCUUUGAUAGCAGCAGGGGUAGAAGAGGACCUCUGGGGUGGCACGCGCAGAUCGCUAAUACCUGUGACCAAGAGACCUGUUGAAUAGCUAUGGAGAGCUCUGUGGUCUGAGUCAACGGACAAAGCCACCGUGGUCCCGGGACACACAGUAUUGACUUCAAGGAGGAUCAUCUCAGAAGCUCAACCUGUAAGGCUUGAACGGAGUCCAAGCAAAAACGUGGUUAUUCAUGUAACGAGGGAGUGGAAAUUUUAAAAGAGAACCUGUAGUCUGUUUGUGCUGACCAUAGGCAGCUGAGCAAAGCAUCAUGACAAGCCAUAAUGCAGUAAAAUCCUUCAAGAAAUCUUCUGUCCCGGGAGUUGUUAUCACCCAGUUUGUGGAUGAUAUUCCAAAAGGAUGCAGUACACCUGACUUUGAGCAGAAACCUCUCAGUCUGACAUUGCAGGAAGGUAAAAAUGCCAUUUUCAGAGCUGUGGUCAAAGGUGUCCCGAUGCCUGAUGUGAAAUGGACGCGUAUGCAAGGAGGAAUGGAUGAUCCUGACAAAUAUGAAACAUUCUUUGAUGACGUUACAAAUGAAUUCAUUCUGCAGAUAAACAAUCUCACAACAGCUGACAGUGAUUUGUAUCGUUGCUUUGCUGUGAAUGAGUAUGGGGAAGCUGCAUGCUCUGCUGGCCUCAUGAUCAUACAAGUUCGCUUUAAAAAGAGAGCGAAAUAUGUUCCUGUUCAUCCUUCUGACGAGCUAAAGAAGAAGCUUCAGGACUUCAGGAAGAUGCUGAGGAAGCGGGCCCCAGCACCAAAACCAAAACCCAUCGACAAAGAAGCAGUCUGGCAACUGUUGCUGCAUGCAGAUAGGAGAGAUUAUGAGAAAAUCUGUAUGAAAUAUGGAAUUGCUGACUUCCGUGGGAUGCUGAGAAAGCUGCAAGAGAUAAGGAAGGACACAGAGAUUGAACAAGGGGAGUUAAUAAACAGUGUCAAAAACUUUGAACACAUCAAAGUCAACAAGGAGGGAAAAGCUACUUUCAGUCUGGAGAUUGACCUGAAAAACAGUAACAGCAAAGUUUUUCUGCUUAAGGAUGGUCAGAAGCUCAGAUAUGGAACGGGGGAUGAGUACAGAAAGCACUGCCUGAGGCAAAUUGGAAAAAGGUAUAAUUUCAUUGUCAACGAUGUGCAGCCAGAAGAUGCGGGCUUGUAUCAAGUCAGAGUGGAGAACGUGCCUGUUUUCUCAACUGAACUGGAUGCUGAAUCCAUCCCUGUGAGAUUUAGGCAGCAGCUCAGUGAUGUGCGUUGUCCCGAGGAAGAAGAUGCUGUCUUUGAGUGUACCCUACACACGCCCUGCUACGACGCUGUGUGGCUACACAAAACCCACCUCCUCAAGCCCAGUGAGAAGCACCAGAUCUCCGUAACACCUGAUGGUCUGACCCACCAGCUGAUUAUCAAAAACGUUGUGCCCUCUGACAGCGGCAUGUACACACUCGACACCGGACUCUGCACCUCAAAUGCCUGGCUUAUUGUAGAGCAUGGCAAAGGAAAGAGGAGACAGGAUGAGAGGGGUGUAAGAGAGAAAUCUGAGUGGCUGAAAGAAGCAUUGCUAGAUACAGACAGGGCUAGGAAACUUCGACGCAAAGAAUCUGGUGGUGAAGAAGAUCAUCUGAUGGACACUGGUGUGGAAAAAGAUGGCUGGUACAGAAAAGAUCAAGGUGGCAGUCAAGGCCACUCCACUGAUGUUGAUGGAAGCCAUAAAUUUUUGGGAAAAGAUGGGCUACGCAAAGCCCACAGAAAUGGAAGGAUGGGGUUUGGGCAGUUUUCUGGAGCAGACCUAGAUGGAGACUCAACAACAAAUGAUGGUAGUAGCAUUGGAUUAAAAGGCUUAGGAGGCAAAAGUGGAUUAAGGCCUUUCCAUGGCAAGGAUUCUAUGACAGGCAGAGCAGAUACUGGUGAUGAAUUAGGAGGAACAGGUGAAUGGUAUUCUGUAGAUGGCAGAGCUGAUGGUAUGCUGGAUGCUGUUAACAUUGACAUGGAUGAUGGAGAAGGCGUGGGCUCUCAGCAUGACAAGGAUGGUAAAUUAGGUGAUACUAGUUACAGAGCUGGCUUUGGGGGUGUUGGGAGAUUAGGUGCUACUGAUAGAAGUUCUGUGUUAGACGGACUCAAUCAUGAUUCAACCAGAGUGGGAGAUGGUAAGGGUAGUCUCCUCAGUAGCACUAGUCCAGGGACUGGAGCUGGAAAGGAUGCUACAGGUACAGAGAUUGCAGGAGGACUGAGGUCCCCCUAUGGCAAGGAUGGUCAGCUGGCUGCAGUUGAUAUGAAUGGUGCGAGUAUAAACAGAGAGGGACAAACGGGGACUCCCUAUGGCAAGGAUGGCCAGACACAUAAUGCUAGUGGUCAUUUAGGUCAGGCAGGAAGGCAUGGCUUGCUGUAUGGCCCAGAUGGUCUUCCAGCUGGAGAUGGGACUGUAUCUCGUGCAGGUGGCAGUUCUAUAGGGGAAAUGGAGGCUUUGUAUGGUCCAGAUGGUCGACCAGUUAAAGCAGGUGUUGGUGAUGCUGGAGUAGCUGGUGCAGGGGGAAUUGGGUCUCCUUAUGGAAAGGAUGGUCUCCCAACUGGAGCAGGUGUUGCUGGUGCUCGUGCAGGGGGAGUUGGGUCUCCAUAUGGAAAGGAUGGUCUUCCAGUUGGGGCUGGUCUUGGUGGUGCCGGUAUAAGUGGUGCAGGGGGAAUUGGGUCUCCAUAUGGAAAGGAUGGCCUUCCAGUUGGGGCCGGUCUUGGUGGUGCCGGUAUAGCUGGUGCAGGGGGAAUUGGGUCUGCCUAUGGAAAGGAUGGCCUUCCAGUUGGGGCCGGUCUUGGUGGUGCCGGUAUAGCUGGUGCAGGGGGAAUUGGGUCUGCCUAUGGAAAGGAUGGCCUUCCAGUUGGGGCCGGUCUUGGUGGUGCCGGUAUAGCUGGUGCAGGGGGAAUUGGGUCUGCCUAUGGAAAGGAUGGCCUUCCAGUUGGGGCCGGUCUUGGUGGUGCCGGUAUAGCUGGUGCAGGGGGAAUUGGGUCUGCCUAUGGAAAGGAUGGCCUUCCAGUUGGGGCCGGUCUUGGUGGUGCCGGUAUAGCAGGUGCAGGGGGAAUUGGGUCUGCCUAUGGAAAGGAUGGUCUUCCAGUUGGGGCCGGUCUUGGUGGUGCCGGUAUAGCUGGUUCAGGGGGAAUUGGGUCUCCAUAUGGAAAGGAUGGUCUUCCAGUUGGGGCUGGUCUUGGUGGUGCCGGUAUAGCUGGUGCAGGGGGAAUUGGGUCUCCAUAUGGAAAGGAUGGCCUUCCAGUUGGGGCCGGUCUUGGUGGUGCUGGUGUAGCUGGUGCAGGGGGAUAUGGGUCUCCUUAUGGAAAGGAAAGUCUCCAAGCUGGAGCAGAUGUUGCUGGUGCUCAUGCAGGCGGAGUUGGGUCUCCAUACGGAAAGGAUGGUCUUCCAGUUGGGGCUGGUCUUGGUGGUGCCGGUAUAGCUGGUGCAGGGGGAGUUGGGUCUCCAUAUGGAAAGGAUGGUUUCCCAGUUGGAGCUGGCAUUGUUGGUGCUGGUGUAGCUGGUGCAGUCGGAGUUGGAUCUCCCUAUGGAAAGGAUGGUGUUCUAGCUGGGGCUGGCAUUGGUGGUGCUGGUGUAGCUGGUGCAGGGGGAGCUGGGUCUCCAUAUGGAAAGGAUGGUUUCCCAGUUGGUGCUGGCAUUGGUGGUGGUGGUGUAGCUGGUGCAGGGGGAGUUGGGUCUCCAUAUGGAAAGGAUGGCCUUCCAGCUGGGGCUGGUCUUGAUGGGGCUGAUUUUGGUGGUUUUGGAAGUGUUGGAUCUCCCUAUGGAAAGGAUGGUCUCCCAGUUGAAGCUGGCAUUGGUGGUGCUGGUGUAGCUGGUGCAGGGGCAGCUGGGUAUCCAUAUGGAAAGGACGGUGUUCCAGGAGGAGCAGGCGUUGCUGGGGCUGCAGGUGGUGGCUUUGGAGGUGUUGGAUCUCCCUACGGAAAGGAUGGCCUCCUAGCUGGUGCUGGUGUAGCUGGUGCAGGGGGAGUGGGAUCUCCAUAUGGAAAGGAUGGUCUCCCAGCUGGUGCAGGUGUAGCUGGUGCAGGGGGAGUGGGAUCUCCAUAUGGAAAGGAUGGUCUCCCAGCUGGUGCAGGUGUAGCUGGUGCAGGGGCAGCUGGGUAUCCAUAUGGAAAGGACGGUGUUCCAGGAGGAGCAGGCGUUGCUGGGGCUGCAGGUGGUGGCUUUGGAGGUGUUGGAUCUCCCUACGGAAAGGAUGGCCUCCCAGCUGGUGCAGGUGUAGCUGGUGCAGGGGGAGUGGGAUCUCCAUAUGGAAAGGAUGGUCUCCCAGCUGGUGCAGGUGUAGCUGGUGCAGGGGGAGUGGGAUCUCCAUAUGGAAAGGAUGGUCUCCCAGCUGGUGCAGGUGUAGCUGGUGCAGGGGGAGUUGGGUCUCCAUAUGGUAAGGAUGGUCUUCCAGCUGGGGCUGGCAUUGGUGGUGCUGGUAUAGCUGGUGCAGGUGGAGUUGGGUCUCCAUAUGGUAAGGAUGGUGUUCCAGCUGGAGCAAGUGUUGGUGGUGCUGGUACAGCUGGUCUAAGGGGAGUUGGGUCUCCAUAUGGAAAGGAUGGCCUUCCAGCUGGGGCUGGUCUUGAUGGGGCUGAUUUUGGUGGCUUUGGAAGUGUUGAAUCUCCAUAUGGAAAGGGUGGUGUCCCAGUUGGAGCUGGCAUGGGUGGUGCUGGUGUAGCUGGUGCAGGGGGAGCUGGGUCUCCUUAUGGAAAGGACGGUGUUCCAGGAGGAGCAGGCGUUGCUGGGGCUGCAAGUGGUGGCUUUGGAGGUGUUGGAUCUCCCUACGGAAAGGAUGGUCUCCCAGCUGGGGUUGGGAUCAGUGGUGCUGGCGUAGCUGGUGCAGGGGGAGUGGGAUCUCCAUAUGGAAAGGAUGGUCUCCCAGCUGGUGCAGGUGUAGCUGGUGCAGGGGGAGUGGGAUCUCCAUAUGGAAAGGAUGGUCUCCCAGCUGGGGCUGGCAUUGGUGGUGCUGGUAUAGCUGGUGCAGGUGGAGUUGGGUCUCCAUAUGGAAAGGAUGGUGUUCCAGUUGGAGCAAGUGUUGGUGGUGCUGGUGUAGCUGGUGCAGGGGGAGCUGGGUCUCCAUAUGGAAAGGAUGGUGUUCCAGUUGGAGCAAGUGUUGGUGGUGCUGGUGUAGCUGGUGCAGGGGGAGCUGGGUCUCCAUAUGGAAAGGAUGGUCUUCCAGUUGGAGCUGGCAUCAGUGGUGCUGGCGUAACGGGUGCAGGAAGAGUGGGAUAUCCAUAUGGAAAAGAUGGUGUUCCAGCUGAAGCAGGUGUAGCUGGUGCAGUUGGAGUUGGAUCUCCAUAUGGAAAGGAUGGUCUUCCAGCUGGGGCUGGCAUUGCUGGGGCUGGUGUAGCUGGUGUAAGCGGAGUGGGAUCUCCCUACGGAAAGGAUGGUCUCCCAGCUGAAGCAGGUGUAGCUGGUGGAGGUGGAGUUGGGUCUCCAUAUGGAAAGGAUGGUCUCCCAGUUGGAGCUGAUAUUGGUGGUGCUGGUGUACCUGGUGCAGGGGGAGCUGGGUCUCCAUAUGGAAAGGAUGGUCUUCCAGUUGGAGCUGGCAUUGGUGGUGCUGGCGUAAUGGGUGCAGGGGGAGUUGGAUCUCCAUAUGGAAAAGAUGGUCUCCCAGCUGAAGCAGGAGCUAGUGGUACUGGUGUAGCUGGUUUUGGAGGUGUUAGAUCUUUGUAUGGAAAGGAUGGUGUUCCAGCUGGAGCAGGUAUUGGUGUUGCUGGUGCUGGUGCAGGGGUAGUUGGAUCUCCAUUUGGAAAGGAUGGUCUUCCAGCUGGAGCUGGCAUUGGUGGUGCUGGUGCAGGUGGUGUUGGAUCUCCCUAUGGAAAGGAUGGUCACCCAAUUGGAGCAGAUGUUGCUGGUGCAGGUGGAGUUGGAUCUCCAUAUGGUAAGGAUGGUCUCCCAGCUGGAGUAGGUGUUGAUGGUGGUGGUGUUUCUGGUGCAGGGGGAAUUGUGACUCUCUACGGAAAGGACGGUCUUCUAUCUGGGGCUGGGGCUGGUGGUGCUUGUGCAGGGGGAGUUGGGUCUUCUUAUGGAAGAGAUGGUCUUCCAGUGGGAAUGGGAACUGGGGCUAGUACUGGUGUAACUGAUUUUGCUGGUUUUGGGUCUCCAUAUGGAAAAGAUGGUCUCCCAGCUGGGGCUGGGGCUGGUGUAGGUGGUACAAGGGGUUCUUUCUAUGGAAAGGAUGGUCUCCCAGCUGGGGCUAUGUCAGGAGCUGCUCGUUUUCCUUUUGGCAGUGACAAAGUAAUGGGAUCUCCCCAUGGCAGGGAUGCUAUGCUGCUCAGAGCUCAGGGAUAUAGAGAUGGGGCAGGAGGAGAUGGCUUUUCCUCAGAAGGUGCUGGUGUUGGUCGCUUUGCAAGUGCUGGGUCUCCCUAUGGCAAAGACAGUGGGUCAGGUGGGGGCAGGGCUGGUGUGGCUGGUGGUGGCAGGUUGGGAAGUGAUGAAAGGGAGUUACCUUCAGUCCAUGGUAAAGAAGGUGUGGUAGGUGCUGUUGGACGAGGUGGUGAAUAUGGGCUGGAUUCACGUCCUGGGAAAUCUACAGGAGGUGAAACUGGAAAGGGCACUGCCAGAGACUUCAGAGCAUCAGGGAACAAAGGCUCAUCUCAUGACAGAGAUUCACUUUCAGGUCAAGGAGAUGCCAGGGGUGAGGGCAGAGAUUUAGGACAGUUAGGCUCCCUUCAUGGCAAAAAAUCUGCCUUUGGAGAGUCAGGGAGUAAAUCCCAUAACAGGUCUGUUGAUGGGAGGAAUUCAGGUGGUUUUGGUCAAGGGUCAUUGGAUUAUGGUCAGAUGUCAGAUCUUUAUGGUGGACUUCCUUCAAUAAACCAGAGAAAAGAGGAACCUGGCCUUGAUAUUAAAGCAAAUGAUUUCUUGAAGAAUACGGAAAGUAUGGGAAAAAGAAGAUGUUAUUCCCUAGAUGAUCUGAAAGUGCCACGCUGUCAUCUCAACAAACAGUUACUUGAUGUCAGAGUCCUGAAAGGGGAACCAGCUGAGCUGUCUUGCACUGUCAGUAAAGUUGAUGUGACAGGAACCUGGUUUAAAGAUGGAUUAAAGUUAAAAAGCAUGGAUGGAGUCUGUUUUGAAAAGGACGGUCUAGUACAUAAACUGAUUAUUAACAAAGUGGAAGAUAUUCAUGCUGGGAAAUACAGGUUUGAAGGUGGAGAUAUAAAAACUGAAGCUUCACUUUUUGUUGAAGAUCCUCCACAGGUUGACAAAGUUCUCCUCAAAAACUUAACAAGUGUUCCUACUGUGGCCAAGGCAGGGCAGCAAGUAAAGAUCAAGAUCCCUUUUGAGGGCCGUCUGCCAGUCAGAGCAACAUGGCUGAAGGACAGAAUGGAGCUGGUAGAUGACACAAGGAUUCGUGUUGAUAAAACAGAGACCUUUACCAUGCUGUCCAUCUCCAACAGUGAGAGAAAGGACUGUGGGGAUUACAAAGUCAGGCUGAAGAAUGACAGUGGGGCCCUGGACAUCAACUUAAAGCUUGUGGUAAUAGACAAGCCACAGCCACCUGCAGGACCCAUCAAAAUUGUAGGAAGCUCUGCAAAUGACAUCACCAUUCAGUGGAAGCCCCCAAAGGAUGAUGGGGGCAAACCACUGCAAAGCUACAUUGUUGAGAGACAGCAGGUAGGCAAGAACGACUGGGUGACUUUGGGAGAAACCCCCAGGAGCUGUACUACCUUCACUACUAACAAAGUGGAACAAGACAUGAGCUACUACUUCAGGGUGAGAGCUGUGAAUGCCGAGGGAACUAGUGACGCGCUGGAAUCAGAGGAAGUGAAGGCUGUCAAUAAAGAUUCACCUGGUGCCCCAGAUCCCCCUGAGAUUGUCAGUGCCAGCAGAGACACCAUCACAAUAUCCUGGAAAGCACCUCGUAAAACUGGCAGUUCCCGAAUUGUGGGAUACUUUGUUCAAAAACGCAAGAAGGGUACCAUGACCUGGCUGCCGGUCAACAAUGUGCCUAUAGCAGACAAGAAGCUGAAAAUGACCAAUCUCAAGAAAGGUCUGCAGUAUGAAUUUCGUGUGGCAGCUGUCAAUGCUGCUGGCACAGGAGAUGCCAGUGAACCGUCACAGCCUGUCUUUGCACGGGAUUCCAUGAAACCUCCAGGUCAAGUGCAGGACCUUAAAGUGAGCAGCAGUGACAGCACUAGUGUCACCUUGACAUGGAGGAGACCUGAAGCAAAAGAUGGGGGUGAUGUGAAAGGCUAUGAGGUGGAGAUGCGGUCUUCUGACAAACUCAACUGGACCAAAUGCAAUACUCUUCCCAUAGAGGCGACCACUUACACAGUUAGAGGCCUCCAAGCCAAGGAGAUGUACUUCCUACGCGUCAGAGCCAUCAAUGACAGUGGCCCUGGGGAAGCCACAGAGAUUGACGCUUGCAUGGAAGCUGCUCGCCCUGUAGUUUUUCCCAGGUUACUAAUAGAUGACACGGUGAAAAGUUUCCUGGUUAUAAGAGCAGGAAAUACCAUCCGAGUGAAUAUUCCCUUUGAAGCGUCUCCAGAUCCAGUGGUGACUUGGUUAAAGGAUGGGCUUCCUCUUCCAAACCGGGCUACAGUAAACACCAAGGAUGGUACCAUCCAGCUGCUGAUUGGAGCAGCUGAGUUCACUGACAGCGGCAUCUACACUGUUGAGCUCCAGAACGGGUUAGGGAAAAGAGAAACAUUCAGCUUCCAAGUUCAAGUUACAGACAUCCCACAGUCGCCGGGACCUGUUCAGUUGGAAGAGAAUGUGCCAAAUACAGUGACGGUAACCUGGGAGCCAUCAGCAUCUGAGAAAUGGGAAAAUAAUCUCUACUACACAGUCCUGAAGCGUGAAUCACAGAAGGGCUUGUGGCACAUGGUGGGUGACCUGAUCUACACCAACAAGUUCACGUACACCAAACUGAUCCCAGGCCGGGAUUACUACUUUAGGGUUGUGGCAAAAAAUAGCUUGGGAGCCAGUGGUCCAUCUGACACCUUGAAGCCUUGGAGAAUUCGAAAACAAAAGGCUGAAUCUCAAGUCAAACCACAGAAAUACAAGGGAGUUAACCAAAACCAGCCCCCAAGAUUCCUCGUCGCGUUGAAGCCUCAUGUGGUGACUACUGGGAGUGAGUGCCGUAUGAGCUGCGCGGUCGGAGGCCAUCCCGCUCCAAAGAUCACGUGGUACAAGGACAGCAGAGACCUCUCCAAUGAUCCGAACUAUUUUUGUACAAACAACUUUGGGGUCUGCUCCCUGGUUGUCCUAGGUGUCACAAAACAGGAUGAAGGAGAAUAUAUGGUAGAAGCCACCAAUGAAUUGGGCCGUGCGUUCAGCAAAGCCUUCCUCACUAUUAAAGACUCCACCUUGUAGCACAACCGUCCUGAGAACAUCUCUGCACUACUACGCCAACGAGGUUUUCACUGAGAACUGACUCUAUACGAAGGCUACAUAUUUAUUUUCAGAUGUGCGUUAUAGUCUGAGUGUUUUAUUUUUCAGAUCCAGUAGUUGCAUUUUGAACAUGAUGCUGCAUUGUAGUCAAAUGGGGAAAGAAGCUUUAAGAGAAUUGUAUCUUUUUGUAAUGAUCAUGGCUUUCCACAUGGCUUUAAAGCACAGAUGAGAAGCUUCAGGAACACAGAAGAUGAGAGGAAAAAUAAUUAGCCAAAAUGAAACUUUCCAUGGAGAACACAGGCGUGAGAGAUCAUUCUGCCACACCACUCUCCUGCUGUCAGGCUGCGACAAGAAUAUCUCUUGACACCAGAGAUCUGUGAAGCUGAGAUCUAUGAGGCCUUUUAGCAUGUGGUUUUCUAAUCCGAAGCAAUCAUUUUAGAUUCCAUGUAAUUCUCAGCAGGUUUCCUAAUUCUGGUAGAAGCAGUUUUGCAUGUAUUCCACUACCAGUAGCAGCUAAGUAUAUUAUUUUCCCUAACCUCUAGGCUGAAAAGAGUAUCUGCUUGCUAGUUUUAUCUGGGCAAGAGAUAAAUUCUCAGACUAGGCUAACAUGGGGUAGUGCUACUCACAGUGAAAAUGUGUUGGCGGGAAUUAAUGGAAAUCUAGAACCAGUUGUAUUAGUGUGAGCGGAUGAGUGCUGUACUUAAGAAACCUACUAUAGCAAGUGCCGUAAAAAAGGAUGUAUCAGUCCUAAACUACCACGUUAGUAUCACCUUCGAAACAUAAGUGCCUCAUGGCAUUGCUAGAAUGUUUUUGCCUAAUGCAAAUAAGAAGUUAAAAAUCUUUCAUGUUUGACCAGAAAGAUGAGGUACCACCAGAGAUCCUCUGUCGUGGCUGGGGGAUGCCAUCACUGAGCGGAGGAGACGGGAGAGCAAAAACGUUAGGGUGACUGUACGAACGUAUAGCGUUGUAGCCUUACCACCGAAGGAACCUUGAUGACAGCAUCUAGAGGACAGGAGGGUCUAGAUCAAAGACACAAAGCCACUGAAUCCUCAGACAGCCAGUCAAACAUUUAUGUGGGGCUGAAAUGUUCUUUCUGAUUAUAUCUUGUACAAUGUUGUACAGACAUAGUAACAGCAGAUUAUGGCAUUAAAACAUAAUUCAGUAAAA